AAGUGUUUAAUUGUUUGUUUGCAUUUAAAAGUACUUAAAUAUGGAAUCGGCAGACGCGCCGACUGCACCAGAUGCCGAUAAAAAAGAUAAUAAUGAUGUACCUGCCGUUGAAACUGCUAAUCAGUUGGGAAAUUUAGUAAAAACAGAAUGCGACGUGGAAGGCGCUUCGCUGACAGUGGAAGUAGAGCAGCUGGAUAGCCAGAGCAAAGUGCAGAGCGCAGAAAUUACAGUAACAACAGCAACAAAUGGAACUCCAGAUAAAAAUAUAUCAGCUGCAAAUGAGAUUGCCACGGUUGAUGAGAUUAGAGCUGCAGUGUUAGGGCAAACACAGCUGGUAAACAAAAACACAGAGGAGCCUAGUCUAGUCAUAAGUUUUGCUGAAUUAAAAGCACAGGAUGAACAACAGAGUCAUAAGGAUAUACAGCAUCCCGCUCAAAAUGAUAUAUUGUCACAUGUACACUGUUUGGCGCAGCAGGAGGAACAGCGUCGUAGCUAUGAGUUGCAGCUGGAGCAGCUGCGCACUGCAAAUGCUCAAAAGGAUAACAUGAUGACGCUGUUCCAACGUGAGAAUGCCAUAUUGGAGAAGGAGAAGACGGCAUUUCGCACUGAAAUGGAACUAGCUAAAAAAGAGAAGGAGACUACGGUUAUUAAGUUUGCCAUGAAAGAGAAACUUUUAAUAGAUGCCAAGAAGGAAAAGGAAGCAGUUGAAAAGCAGCUGGCUGAUGCUCGCAAGGAGGUAAAGAAUGUUUCUACACGCUUCCAAGCUGUUAACGAAGAAAAGUCAAGAAUUACCUAUAUCAUAGAUGAAAAGUGCAACGAAGUGCGGAAAUAUCAGAGAGAAUGCGAGAAACUUAAAACAGAAAUGAGCCAUAUGGAGUCAAAGCUCAAAUAUCAUGCCAAUAAGCUAAAUAUUGAAGUGGAGGCUAAGGCGGUACUUGAGCGAAAGCUAGAGGAGGAGCGCAAUGCGCCUAAUAAACUAGAAGAAAAGGCUAAUGAAAAACUCAAGGUGGAGUAUGAGGCCAACUCUAUAUUGCUUAAGCACGAGAUUACAGGGAAGACUGAAGCUUUGGAUAAACUCACCAGGGAAAAUCAAAAGCAAGGCGAUACAGUAAAGGAAUUGCAGCAACAACUGAAUGAUCUAAACAGCACUCAUGAAGAUGUUUUGGAGGAGUUGAAUGCUCUGCGCGAGCAACAUAGUGCUCUGGAGGCGUCCUACAGCGAUGAGCUGUUAAACGCUGCCAAGCUUCAUGGUCAGCUAUCCGAGCUGCAGCUGCUGCGUACACAAAAUACAAUCAAUGAAGAGAAGCUGACAACGGCGCUUGCACGCAUCACCGAGCUUGAAGCCACUUUAAAGGAUAAUGAAGCAGACUUGGAACAGCUGCAGCAAAAGAAACAGGAGCUGCUUAGUAUUAACAAAGAAAUGAGCGAGCUGAUAGUCAAACUGCAAAAUGAUAUUGGCCUAGCAGAAGCUAAGGCACAGGGACUAGAGGCGGAAAAUAGACUGCUGAAACAGGAGAAGCUGAGCUAUGAUAACAAAUAUGCCAAGCUAGAGACGCAACUAAGCGCAGAGGCGGCGGAGAAAAAUGAGGAGCGACUGCUUUUAGCCAGGCAUCUGUCCGAGAAGACCAAGCUAUAUGAGCUGACUAAGGCGAAGCUGGAUAAUAUCCAAGGAGAUUAUGAAGCCACACAGCACAAGCAUGCCACUGUGGUCAAGGAGCUACAACGCGAGUUGCAAAAGUACAAAAAGGGCAUUGCGGAUGCCAAACCACAAACGAGCAUUAACUACUGCAGCAAUUGCCAGCAGGCGUUGAAUGGUUGCGUGCAGGAGCAGCGUUCCUUGCCACAACGCAGUCAUAGUCGCAGCAGUAGUCAAGGCAGCUUACAAAAUGGCAGUCGCUGCCCCAGCGAGUCUUCCGAAUCCGAAACAGUGGCCAGCAGCGUAACCGCUGUACCACCCACGCCACAGCAAGAAUUACAGACAGUGCCGUCUAAGAAAGUUCUAGUGGAACGCAUUCUGCGACUGCAGCAGGCCUCAGCACGUCAAACAGAACGCAUUGAGUUCUUGGAGAAUCAUACUGCCGCUCUGGUAGCCGAAGUACAAAAGAAGUCCAAGGUAGUGCAGCAUUAUUUACUUCGAGAUCAAACAGCGGGCGCCUUGACAUCUUCCAAAAGUGAUCAGAACAAAAGCGAGCUAGUCAAGUAUGGCAAUGGCGUCAUGGCAGCCAUUUAUGGUGGUGUCAAAAGCUCCGAGCAUAAGGGCAUGUCGCUAGAACUCUCACUAGAGAUUAACAAAAAGCUGCAAGCCGUGCUGGAGGACACGCUGCUCAAGAAUAUAACACUCAAGGAGAAUCUGGAUGUGCUGGGCAUAGAGGUGGAUAAUCUGACGCGCCAGCUACGCUCCUUGGAGUCUAACAAGUAAUCCGUGUAUUCCAUUCCAUUGUCUACCGUGUGUAAAUAUAGUUAAACUAACA
This is a messenger RNA of Drosophila busckii, 2471 nucleotides long. It is a transcript of the gene Golgin104, whose product is annotated as coiled-coil domain-containing protein 186. Gene Ontology annotation, biological process: vesicle cytoskeletal trafficking. The record is from RefSeq and is a predicted model, not a curated record. The coding region runs from base 41 to 2419 and encodes 792 amino acids. The transcript has 7 exons. NCBI's taxonomy places the organism in Eukaryota, Metazoa, Arthropoda, Insecta, Diptera, Drosophilidae. Gene Ontology annotation, molecular function: small GTPase binding. Gene Ontology annotation, cellular component: trans-Golgi network.